Molecule: messenger RNA, 1015 nt
Organism: Apis mellifera (honey bee)
Lineage: Eukaryota; Metazoa; Arthropoda; Insecta; Hymenoptera; Apidae
Gene: MED7
Product: mediator of RNA polymerase II transcription subunit 7
Exons: 3
Coding region: 160-843 (227 amino acids)
Biological process (GO): regulation of transcription by RNA polymerase II
Cellular component (GO): core mediator complex; mediator complex
Molecular function (GO): transcription coregulator activity
Source: RefSeq, a predicted model, not a curated record
GCGAAAUUAUAGACAUGCGCACUGACGUUAAUAUUCCAAUCAGUUUGACAACAGUCAAGUUCUUCUAAGUGUUUUUAACCUUCUACAUAUUUUGUUGAAAAAAAUAUUUUAAGUGAAAUUAUUCCUUAUUUUUUAUUGAAUCGAUAUUACAUAUUAAAAAUGGCAGCACCAGAAGCGAUACAAGUCAGUUCUCUUCCUCUGCCUCCAGUUCAGUAUAUUAAUUUGUAUACAGACGAAAAUGUUCGUCGAGGCAGAGCACCAAGGCCACCACUGCCAAUACAUGAUACUUAUUCGAUGUUUGGAAAUGUAUUUAACGCAGAUGAUACAAUUAUCAGGCCUCUCGAAGCUCAAGGAAUUAAAAGGUUAUAUCCUCAGCAUUUCGAUCGACGACGAGAGUUGAAAAAAUUGAACCACUCAUUGCUUGUUAAUUUUUUGGAUCUAAUAGAUUUGCUCGUACAGUGUCCUGAUAGUCCAAGACGUGCAGAAAAAGUGGAAGACCUUAGUUUAUUAUUUAUCCAUAUUCAUCAUUUAUUAAAUGAAUUCAGACCACAUCAAGCUAGAGAAACAUUAAGAGUAAUGAUGGAAUUGCAACGUAGACAGCGUAUAGAAACAGCACUUAGGUUUCAGAAACAUUUAGAAAAGGUCCAAGAAAUUUUACAACAUGCAUUGCAAAUGUUACCAGAUACUUCAGAAUUAGAUUCUAAAUUAGCAAUAAAUACAGAUGCUAUGGAAUCUGUUGAUAAUUUAGGUUCUGAACAGCAAACUCCAGAUCCGUGUAAUCCAUGUGAUCGUAUUAUGUGUAAAACAAUAGAUGAUAUGAUCUCAACAAAUGGAUUAUAUUGAAAUUUCUUUUUUAAAGACAUACUGUAAAAAUUAUUGUAAUUAUAAUUGUAAGAUAUUGUAAUAAUAAUUUUAGAAGUGUAAUAUAAUAAUAUUUAUUAAACAAUAGGUACAAAUUUUCUGUACAAUUUAUCUAUUUUUCAUUACAUAUAUUAAAAAGACAAUAUAAUUUAAA